Oncorhynchus keta (chum salmon) is the source of this 10144-nucleotide messenger RNA. Its product is annotated as transcriptional regulator ATRX-like. NCBI's taxonomy places the organism in Eukaryota, Metazoa, Chordata, Actinopteri, Salmoniformes, Salmonidae. The record is from RefSeq and is a predicted model, not a curated record. The coding region runs from base 179 to 5362 and encodes 1727 amino acids. The transcript has 22 exons. Gene Ontology annotation, molecular function: ATP-dependent chromatin remodeler activity; ATP binding.
CUCAAACCAUCCGGUAAAAUGGCGCCUUUGCUUUGUCUCCACUUUGCUUCAAUAUUCUAACAUUUUUCUAAAAUACAAAUUACUGAGAAUUAUCUGUUUUACAUCUCCGGGACGACGAGCCAAGAACUACACGCGUCUCAGUCAUUCAAGAAAUGACAAAAAGAGUACAGUAGGUUAAAUGAGUAGAACCUCAGCUGAAUCUACAGACCAAAUGAUGGAGGAAGUAGGUCAACUUCAGAUUACAGACCAGAUGGAGGAGGAGGAGGGAGGUCAACUUCAGAUUACAGACCAGAUGGAGGAGGAGGAGGAUGUAGGUCAACAUCAGAUUACAGCCCAGAUGGAGGAGGAGGAGGAGGAGCCUGGGAGCUCAGCAGAGACUGAGAGACCCUCCUCUUCUCACACCAAGAUGAAGCCUCCUGUUACAGCCAAGCACACCGGAGGGAAUGAGUCUGACACCUCGGACGAGAGUGGACAGGAAGAUGGCGCCUCUGACAACCCCUCAGAUGAUACCACUUUGCAGGAGAGGAUAGACUGCACCGCCUGUGGACAGCAGGUCAACCACUUCCAGCGCCACUCGGUGUUUGAGCACCCGAUGCUCCAUGUGCUCCUCUGCAAGUCGUGUUAUAAGUAUUACACCAGCGAUGACAUCAAUAAAGACGAGGACGGCAUGGACGAACAGUGCAGGUGGUGUGCUGAAGGUGGCAACCUGAUCUGCUGUGACUACUGCCACAACGCCUUCUGUAAGAAGUGCAUCCUGCGUAACCUGGGGCGCAAGGAGCUGUCCAUGAUCACCGACGAGGACAGUAAAUGGUCCUGCUAUAUCUGCAGCCCUCAGCCUCUCUCAGACAUCGCCUCCAACUGCUCCAACAUCUUGACCAAGCUGGAGAGCUUCUGGCGCACGGGAUGCAGGAAAGAGAGGAAGGAGGUGAAAGGGCACAGUAAGGGUAAAGGUCACCACCACCAUGGUAAAGCUGUGGUGAACGGUAAGGAACAUUCAGACGGGUCAGGGACCCUCACCUUCUCCUAUAAGACCCUGAAGGUCCUCAAGGAGCUGGUGAAGAGGACCAAGAAGCUGAUUGAGACGACCACAGGGCUCAACAGCACCUUCAUCCAGCAGGCUGAGGAGGAGCAGGGAGCAGGAGGAGGUGGCAGCGGGACCAGACACCUCAAGGCCAUCAGGUCUGUUCUGGCUGAUAUGAAGAAGGCCCAUGCUGCCCUAGAGGAGGACUUGGAGUCACAGUUCACUUCCCAGGACCAGGGGAUGCAGAACGGGGAUGCUGUUUCCAACACCGACGGCCACGAUCAGAUUGACAACAUGGUUGAGGAUAGACAGGAGGCAGAAGAGGAUAAAAUGGCCGACACUGAGGACGGGGAGGAGCUAGAGGAGGAUGGGGGCUUGUCAGAGGACGCAGAGAUGGAGGGGAGCCCCGCCCCCGCGCCUCAGGACAUCUCGGACACAGAGAUGGAGGGGAGCCCCGCCCCCGCGCCUCAAGACAUCUCGGACACAGAGACAGACAGCCAGGCCAAAGACCAGACAGCAGUGGUGGAGGAGGAGGGUGACCGGAAAAAAGACAUUGUGUCCGUCGGGCCGGCCGUCCCUGACGAGCUCUUCCAAAUGGUAGAGAGUCUGGCGGACUCCGCAGGGUUAAAGCCCGGCAACGACACCAUGGAAACCACCGCUGCUAGCCAAUCAGAGAGCCCCGCCGCCGACUCAAACAGGAAGUCACUUGAAACCCAUAAGGAGAAGGCCAUGCCCAAGGUGAAGAACCUGAUCGUGAAGCUGAUGCCCGUUCCAGUGGUUACCACACGCAUCUCCAGGUCUAUGAGCAAGGAUAAGGAUGGAGGCAAGGAGAAGAGUAAGGAUGGAGGCAAGGAGAAGAGUAAGGAUGGAGGCAAGGAGAAGAGUAAGGAUGGAGGCAAGGAGAAGAGUAAGGAUGGAGGCAAGGAGAAGAGUAAGGAUGGAGGCAAGGAGAAGAGUAAGGAUGGAGGCAAGGAGAAGAGUAAGGAUGGAGGCAAGGAGAAGAGUAAGGAUGGAGGCAAGGAGAAGAGUAAGGAGGAGGUGGAGGAAGGUGAGGGCUCUGAGGAGGACAGCCGCCGCUCCAGCCGCACAAAGACCACACCCCUCAGGAAGUCACCGGAUGGGAAGAACAAGAUGGCCGAAUCCUCUCCGGAGAACAGUGACUCAGAGGGCAUGAGUCUCAGCAGGCUGAAGAGUAGAGCCAAAGGCAGCUCGGAGAAGGAACGUGAGGAGGAGGAGGAGGAGCAGCAGCAGAGCAAUGCCUCAUCCAAGGUGACCGCUGACCCUUCUAAACAAGAAGUGGACUCUGACUCUGACGAGGUUCUGGACAUCCUGCUCCAGACUGCAGCGGCAGAACACAGCUUGGACGAGGAUGCGCAGCAGGACGCCGAUGGUAACCAGGGCAACAGGAGCUUCAAAAGGUGCCUGUUCAAACUCAGCAAGAAAGAUGGAGAGGAGGAGGAGAAUGACAAGGUGAAGUCUGACAAGAAGCUGGCGGCCAAACGCAAACUGAAAGCCGACGAUUCAGACAACUCAGAGUCCGACUCAGACGAAGACGCGAAGAAGAAGAAGAAAAAGAAGUCCCCCUCAGCUUCUGCCAAAAAGACAUCCAAGAAGAAGGGCUCGGACGGCUCCUCCGACUCGGACCUGGAGAUGAAGGGACUCAGCAAACUGGCGACGGGGAAACGGAGGAGCAGCCGUGUGAACAAGGAAAGAGAGAAGGAGAACAAGGAAAGAGAGGAGAAGGAAAGAGAGGAGGAGGAGAAGGAGAACAAGGAAAGAGAGGAGAAGGAGAUCAAGGGCGGAGAUCGGAGGCGGUCGUACGAACUGAAACGCAAAGCCAGAAGUAGAGGAGCCAAGCAGCAAGAUUCAUCGUCUGAUGACGAGGAGGAGGAGGAGGAGGGAGGAGGGUCUGGAGAGGAGAGUGGAGACCAGCAGAAGAUUAAACCCAUCAUGGAGGAGACUGUGGUAGCAGGGAGGGGAACCUUCCACCAGUCCUCAGGAGAUGAAGGUAACCAUGACGCUUCUCAGAUGGCCAAUGAGGAGGACGAUGAUGAUGAUGCGCCUGAGAACAGAAUUGCCAAGAAGAUAUUGGCCCAGAUCAAGGCUAACUACUCUUCAGGAGCAGAGGAGAGCUCUGACGAGGACGGAGAAGAGAACGAACAGAAGAAGGGGAAGGGAGGAGAGGAGCAGGAGGAGGACGAUGAUGAUGAAUGGGGCUCUGGCUCUGAUGUGGACAUGAAGACGAGUGUGGGGCGUUACCACCGGCUGCUCCGCCACAAACUAACACUGUACGAAGUGGAGUCGGGAGAGGAGAAGGAGAAACCAGCCAGCAAGGGGAAGAAGAAGAAGACCAAGAGGACCAGACGGAAAGUGGGUAGUGAUGACUCGGCAGACUCAGACUUUAAGGAGUCAGCCAGCAGCUGUGAGUCAGGAGUUAGUGAGGAGAUCAGUGAGAAGGAAUUGUCUUCAGAGGAGGAGUCGGAGUCUGAGAGGGAAGGCAGUAGCCAAAAGAGGACCACGCGCUCCUCCGUGAAGAAGAAGGAGGAGAGGAGCUACGCCCAGAAGAAGAAACGGCGCCGCAUCAAGACCCAGGAUUCUUCAUCUGACGACAAGAGCGGGUCAGGAGAGGACGGCUCGGGGAAGGAGGAUGGAGACACUCCUAAAGGACAGAGGAAGAAGAUCAGAAAAAUCCUCAAGUACGACGAGCUGAGGACUGAAACGAGGGAUGCCCUGAAUGAGGAGGAGGAGGAGAGGAGGAGACGCAUCGCUGAGAGGGAACAGCUCAGGGAGAAGCUCAGAGAGGUACUCGUGGUGGAGGAGGCGUCCGCCGUGGCUUGUCCAAUCACAACCAAGCUGGUGCUGGAUGAAGACGAGGAGACCAAGGAGCCCAUGGUGCAGGUUCACCGCAAUCUGGUCACGAAGCUCAAACCACACCAGGUCGACGGAGAUGAAGGUAACCAUGACGCUUCUCAGAUGGCCGAUGAGGAGGACGAUGAUGAUCCAGAGAACAGAAUUGCCAAGAAGAUGCUGGCCCAGAUCAAGGCUAACUACUCUUCAGGAGCAGAGGAGAGCUCUGACGAGGAUGGAGAAGAGAACGAACAGAAGGAGACCAAGAGGACCAGACGGAAAGUGGGUAGUGAUGACUCUGCAGACUCAGACUUUAAGGAGUCAGCCAGCAGCAGUGAGUCAGGAGUUAGUGAGGAGAUCAGUGAGAAGGAAUCGUCGUCAGAGGAGGAGUCGGAGUCUGAGAAGGAAGGCAGUAGCCAAAAGAGGACCACGCGCUCCUCCGUGAAGAAGAAGAAGAAGAAGGAGGAGAGGAGCUACGCCCAGAAGAAGAAACGGCGCCUCAUCAAGACCCAGGAUUCUUCAUCUGACGACAAGAGCGGGUCAGGAGAGGACGGCUCGGGGAAGGAGGAUGGAGACACUCCUAAAGGACAGAGGAAGAAGAUUAGAAAAAUCCUCAAGGACGACAAGCUGAGGACGGAAACGAGGGAUGCCCUGAAGGAGGAGGAGGAGAGGAGGAGACGCAUCGCUGAGAGGGAGCAGCUCAAGGAGAAGCUCAGAGAGGUACUCGUGGUGGAGGAGGCGUCCGCCGUGGCUUGUCCAAUCACAACCAAGCUGGUGCUGGAUGAAGACGAGGAGACCAAGGAGCCCAUGGUGCAGGUUCACCGCAAUCUGGUCACUAAGCUCAAACCACACCAGGUCGACGGGGUCCAGUUCAUGUGGGACUGCUGUUGUGAGUCGGUGAAGAAAACCAACAAGAACUCUGGUUCUGGAUGUAUCCUGGCUCACUGUAUGGGCCUGGGAAAAACACUGCAGGUGGUAACCCUCCUCCACACACUACUGCUGUGUAAAAAGUUAGACUUCUCCACGGCUCUGAUCGUCUGUCCUCUCAACACCGUUCUCAACUGGCUCAAUGAGUUUGAGAAGUGGCAGUACGGCUUCAAGGACGAGGAGAGUUUAAAGGUGACGGAGCUGGCCAUGGUGAAGCGUCCUCAGGAGAGUGCGUCUGCUCUGCAGCAGUGGCAGGAGGAUGGAGGAAUCAUGAUCAUUGGCUAUGAGAUGUACCGUAACCUCACACAGGGUAGAAACAUCAAGAGCAAGAAACUCAAAGAGACCUUCCAGAAGACUCUGGUUGACCCAGGCCCAGAUUUUGUGAUCUGUGAUGAGGGCCACAUCUUGAAGAACGAGGCGUCGGACAUCUCUAAAGCCAUGAACUCCAUCAAGACCCGACGGAGAGUGUUGCUCACCGGCACUCCACUGCAGAACGACCUCAUAGAGUGUAUGUCCAUUACUUCCUGUUAUAUCCAGACCGCUGGCCUACAGGACAUUCGGAAAUAAUUCAGACCCCUGGACUUUUAACACAUUACAUCCUUACUCUAAAAUUGAUUUUUUUUAACCCCCCCCUCAUCAUUCUACACAUAAUGACUAAGCAAAAACAGGUUUAGAAAUUUUUGUUAACCUCUUGCUCCUACCUGGCACGCAGGCGUCCCAUCUAGACAUCUGGAAAUGCAAAUGCGCUACGCUAAAUGCUAAUAGUAUUAGUUAAAACUCAAACGUUCAUUAAAAUACACAUGCAGGGUAUUGAAUUAAAGCUACACUCGUUGUGAAUCCAGGCAACAAGUCAGAUUUUUAAAAUGCUUUUCGGCGAAAGCAUGAGAAGCUAUUAUCUGAUAGCAUGUAACACCCCAAAAGACCCGCAGGGGACAUAAACAAAAUAAUUAGCAUAGUCGGCGCUACACAAACCGCACAAAUAAAAUAUAAAACAUUCAUUACCUUUGACCAUCUUCUUUGUUGGCACACCGAGAUGUCCCAUAAUCACUAUUGGGUCUUUUUUUCGAUUAAAUCGGUCCAUAUAUAGCCUAGAUAUCGAUCUAUGAAGACUGUGUGAUCAACAAAAAAAAUAGCGUCUUUUUUUAAAUUAAAAAAGUCGACGAUAAACUUUCACAAAACACUUCGAAACACCUUUGUAAUGCAACUUUAGGUAUUAGUAAACAUUAAUAAGCGAUCAAAUUAAUCACGAGACGAAGUGUUUUCUAUAGGGGUCCGUCUGGAAAUAAUGUCUGUGUAUUUCUCAACCAAAAUAUCUGGUCGGAGACCUGAAGAAAAAGCCUGUCUCUUGUUCGUUUGACCAAGAAACAAAGAAAUGACAAGACUGUUGACAUCGUGUGGAAGCUGUAGGUACUGCAACCUCAGCCCUAUUUAAUGUCUUUCGCCCAUAACAAUGGGUUGAAGUGGCGGAUGGAUAUAAAUUUUUCCACUUUCAGUGAUCAGAUUUUCCUGCACUUUUCGAUGAAACGCACGUUCUGUUAUAGUCAUAGCCGUGAUUUAACCAGUUUUAUAAACGUCUGAGUGUUUUCUAUCCACACAUACUAAUCAUAUGCAUAUACUAUAUUCCUGGCCGGAGUAACAGGGCGCUGAAAUGUUGCGCGAUUUUUAACAGAAUGUUAGAAAAAGUAGGGGGUAGGAGUAACAGGUUAAUUCAUAAAAAAAUACAAAACUGAAAAAUCACAAGUACAUUUAGUAUUCAGAUCUUUUACUCAGUACUUUGUUGAAACACCUUAGGCAGCGAUUACAGCCUCUGGUCUUCUUGGGUCUGACGCUACAAGCUUGGCACACCUGUAUUUGGGGAGUUUCUCCCAUUCUUCUCUGCAGAUCCUCUUUGGUUGGUGGAGGGCCGAAAAGCCCUCCCAGGUCCACCCAUGACUGUGCCCCUGCCCAGUCAAGUGAAAUCCAUGGAUUAGGGCCUAAUUAAUUAAUUUAAAUUGACUGAUUUUCUUUCUAUCUCAGUAAAAUAUUAGAAAAGGUUGCAUGUUCAAUAUAGUAAGUUAUAUGGACUCUUGUGUUAAAUAGCAGGGGUUGACCAUUUUUUUCAUGGCUACCUCUGUCCCCCAUACAUACAGUUGAAGUUGGAAGUUUACAUACACUUUAGCCAAAUACAUUUAAACAAAAAAAUUUCACAAUUCCUGAGGAUUCCUGAUUCCUGUUUGGAUCACCAGUUUAUUUUAAGAAUGUGAAAUGUCAGAAUAAUUUCAGCUUUUAUUUCUUUCAUCACAUUCCCAGUGGGUCAGAAGUUUACAUACACUCAAUUAGCAUUACCUAUAAAUUGUUUAACUUGGGCCAAAAGCUUCAGGUAGCCUUCCACAAUAAGUUAGGUGAAUUUUGGCCCGUUCCUCCUGAUAGGGCUGAUGUAACUGAGUCAGGUUUGUAGGCCUCCUUCCUCACACACGCCUUUUCAGUUCUGCCCACAAAUGUUCUAUAGGAUUGAGGUCAGGGCUUUGUGUUGGCCACUCCAAUACCUUGACUUUGUUGUCCUUAAGCCAUUUUGCCACAACUUUGGAAGUACGCUUGGGGUCAUUGUCCAUUUGGAAGACCGAUUUGCGACCAAGCUUUAACUUCCUGACUGAUGUCUUAUGAGGUUGCUUCAAUAGAUCCACAUAAUUUUUCAUCCUCAUGAUGCCAUCUAUUUUGUGAAGUGCACCAGUCCCUCCUGCAGUAAAGCAACCCCACAACAUGAUGCUGCCACCCCUGUGCUUCAUGGUUGGGAUGGUGUUCUUCGGCUUGCAAGCCUCCCCCUUUUUCCUCCAAACAUAACGAUGGUCAUUAUGACCAAACAGUUCUAUUUUUGUUUCAUCAGACUAGAGGACAUUUCUCCAAAAGGUAUGAUCUUUGUCCCCAUGUACAGUUGCAAACCGUAGUCUGGCUUUUUUUAUGGCGGUUUUGGAGCAGUGGCUUCUUCCUUGCUGAGCGGCCUUGACUCGUUUUACUGUGAUUAUAGAUACUUUUUGUACCUGUGUCCUCCAGCAUCUUCACAAGGUCCUUUGCUGUUGUUCAAUGACUGCCUAGGAACAGUGGGUUAACUGCCUUGUUCAGGGGCAGAACAACAGAUUUUUUACCUUGUCAGCUCAGGGAUUCGAUCCAGCAACCUUUCAGUUACUAGUCCCAACGCUCUAAUCACUAGGCUACCUGCCAUUAUUAGUAUAUCUUGUGUAGAUACAUAUGGAUGAUUACUGUUAGUGUUAUUUGGGUUGUUAAUUAGAUUAUUUUUUUUAAUGGAUUAUUUGUGUGUCAGUUUGACAUUUUAAUGCAUUGUUAGGCGCUGUAACAUAAGCAUUUCACAGCCCUGCUAUAACAUCUGCUAAACUGUUUAGGUGACCAAUAACCUUUGAUUUGACCUUGGGACAAAACCUCAAUACAACCACACAGCCCUUGACCGCUCUGUCAGCCUACACCCGGGACACACAACAUCAACACAACCCUCAUUUGACUGCCCCUGGGGACACAGACAACAAAGUGCAACUGGACUAUGAAUUAAAUAGAGAGAACACCCCAGUGGACUGCUAUCUAAAGGACAGGUUGGUACAGUCAACCUCGGUGCAGGUUAGUUAGCGACUCUCAAACCCAUGAUAACUGGAACACAGCAUGGAUACCACGGAACCCAAACCGGCUGCUCACGUGCCUCAUCAUGCAUUUAUUUUUGUCCCCCCCCACACCAAACGCGAUCACGACACACGCAGGUUAAAAUAUCAAAACAAAUUGAACCAAUGACAUCCAUUUAGGGACAGGUCGAAAAGCAUUAAACAUGUAUGGCUAGUUAGCUUGCUGUUGUUGCUAGCUAACGUUAAUUGCCCUAUUUCGCUAGCUUGCUGUUGCUAGCUAACGUUAAUUGCCCUAUUUCGCUAGCUAAUUUGUCCUGGGAUAUAAACUUUCAGUUGUUAUUUUACCUGAAAUGCACAAGGACCUCUACUCCGAAUAUUAAUCCACACAUAAAACGGCCAACCGAAUCGUUUCUAGUUAUCUCUCCGUCUUCUUGGCUGUUAUCGUUUAUGGUGAUCGCAUCAAAACUUUCAUUGUAUUACCAUGACUACCAGCAAAAAAAGUUCGUCUUUCAUUCACCCACGUGGGUAUAACCAAUGAGGAGAUGAGACGUGGGUACCUGCUUCUAUAAACCAAUGAGGCGAUGGGAGAGGCAGGACUUUCAGCGGGAUCUGCGUUAGAAAUAAGAAUGAGUUAUAUUUUAGCCGUUGGCGUCGCAGACGCUCUUUGACGCACGCGAGCAGUGUGGGUGCAAUUAUUGAAUAACAUGGCUUUCUACAUUUAUUUUGCGGCGCACGCGACGUAUCCGGUUUGGUCAGUAUGUUAGGCUGCAUUCAAAUCAGCGACGUCACUACAGAUUCAUGGAUAGGAGUGGUUUAGCCACAGAAGUAGCUAACAUUAACUUAAAUAUUAGCGGUACAUUUUCGAGUGUGCAUCAACAAUUCAGCAGAGCAAGUUUGUAUGAAGUCCGGGUUAUUAAAUGGGUACAUAGUUCAAUAGUAAUAUCCUCUAAAACGCUCUGGUGACAAACAAACUUUGCUGCCCUGUUUUCAAUUGUCCCCAUGGCUGGGAGAACCUAUUCAAGUAAAUAUAUUUCAGAAAUGUAAAAUAAAAACAGAUGUAUUAUUAGCUACAGUGCAGGCUAACUCAAAUUAGCUAUCUAGCCAAGUGAAUUAAAUAUCAGCAGCUAGAUGUAUUGAUCACUGUAAAAAACAAACUCCAAAUGCAUUUGUAAGUGGCUGGUUAACAACCAUGGAGGGUGAAAGGAUAACAGCCCCAACUGUCAGUGAGAGAGGAGGCUAUUCUGGAAAGGGCAGACACUUGUGUGUAGUUCCUGUUCCUAGAAGUGAGGACAGAGAUAAUAGUAACUAAUAUUCAGUGUGGUGUAAUUUGAAGUGUGUUUCUUGUGAGGUUUUCUGUCCUCAGAUAAAGAGAGCUAUGAAAGCCUGUCUACAUAUGAAGAGCAGUGGUUCUCAAAAGAGGGGCACAUGGUUGUUUUUUCCCUCAGCACUUCACAGCUGAUCAGCUCAGGAUGCCAACCCCCAGUCCUAUCAUCGCCACCUCACCCGCUUUUAAGAUAACCUUUGUGCUGUAGAGAAAUGCUUAUGUAAUUGUGAUGAUCUGAGAAUAUUUAGGUAUCACUGUGAUUCAUUAGUCAUAUGCUGCCUUCCCUGCUCCUCUGUUUGACCUCUUUCCUUUGGUGUUUUUACUCUUUCUUCCUCUGUUUUAUCAUGAAGUACCGAUCCAACUUGUAUGUAUAACACUUGGAUAAUGAGCUUAUUUCAAUAAAGCAUUUUACAUUCUCUA